Messenger RNA from Chlamydomonas reinhardtii, 3881 nucleotides. RefSeq lists its product as uncharacterized. The record is from RefSeq and is a predicted model, not a curated record. The coding region runs from base 478 to 1500 and encodes 340 amino acids. The transcript has 5 exons. NCBI's taxonomy places the organism in Eukaryota, Viridiplantae, Chlorophyta, Chlorophyceae, Chlamydomonadales, Chlamydomonadaceae.
GCGAUAGUAGCAUGCGCCUAGACUGAUACAAAAAGUCAAAAGCUUGCAGGAAGCCGGCCCGCCCUGCAGUCGAAACGCGGCAAGCCCGACCGGCUUGCAAACCCUGCGCAGGUGUGUCUAGGUCGACAGGCAAAAGGCUUUUAACAGCAAGGCCCUUGUAAAAGCCCAGAGUCGAGUUCAUCUUUGGGCAAUCGCGUCCUGUCGCUGUGCGUGCCUAAGGCCAAACGGUUUAGGUGCAAGUCCCUUAAACUUAGUUAGCGUGGCUGCAUUCACAUACGUACGAGCACAACGACUGGCCAAUCCUCACUAACGUUGCCGGCCGCAAGCGUCAAUUUAAGACACCCAUUCCCAUUGCCGUUGAGCCCCCAGCCGCUCGGGAAUCCAACGCCACUUUGCAAAGGUGGUUCCAGGUUACGGCUAAUCGCUGCGUUUUCGUUUUCGGGCCGCCUUGCACCCCCAGUGCAUUUCCCCUCGGCCAUGGCAACUCCCCCGAGCCUGGUGCUGGGCAUCUCCCUCUUCCGCCCAGGCGAGGCGCCGCAGCACGCGGAGAUGUGUGUGGACCCCACCACCACCGUGGCCGACGUGCGCAACCAUCUACACCUCAAGCUGGGCGUGCCGCCCUCGCGGCAGCGCUGGCUGGCCCUGCAGCAGCGCCACGCCGGGUGCCAGCUGUACAUGCCGGCAGGGUACGACAACACCAUGGUCGCGCUCAUGUUGGACGACUGCCGUACACUGGCGUCGUACGGCGGCCUGCGGCCGGAUCUCGAGAUCCAUGCCGCCGCCGCCGCCAGCCCCGCGACCGCGUUCGGUUACGCGCCGCCAGAAAUGACGGCGGCGCACCUGUCGACGAUUAAGGAGGGCGGCGUUAACGGCGGCGGCUGCAGCUUCGGCAGCGGCGGGAGCGGCCUAAGCAGCGAGGCUAGUGUGGCGGCGGCGGUUUUUGAGGACGAGUUCGCCAGCGCGCCCCUGCCGCCGCCGGCGGCGCCAUCCACGACGGCGGCGGCGGCGGUUACGUCAGUUACGUCGGCUGGUCUGUCCAGCGGCGCCAGCGACAGCUGUGUGCUGUCAGGCCCAGGCGGCGGCGGUUACGGUUACAGCUGUCGGCAGUCAACGGCCACGGCGGAGGCAACCACGACCCAGUUCGCCAACCUCAUGUUUGGCCGCGCCUCGGCGCCGGCGGCGCCCCUGACCACCGCCGCCGCGCUGUUCUCUUUGCAGCACUGCCAGCAGCAGCAGCAGCAGCAGUGCCCGCCGGCCCUGCUUUCGGCAUUCGCGUCCGAGUGCGCUGCCGCCUCUGGUGGUGCGGGUGCGGGUGGCAGCAGCAGCGCGCAGCAGCACUGGCUGCACAGCUCCGGUGCCGCCCACUCGGGCAUGAUGAACAGCUCCGGCUCACAAAUGGUGCUGCAGCCGUCGGGCUCGCUGGCCUCCGUGCAGCGGCUGGUGGGCGACAUGUACGAGUCGUACGAGGACCCCAGCGGCCGCAGCCUGUUCCUGAUGUGAACUACCCGCUGCUGUCGUACCUACUCAUGCACACGUGUGUCGUACCCACACGUGUGUCGUAACCACGCGUGUCGCACGCCCCGUUCCGCCGCCAGCAAGCGAAGUGCGUGUCCGAGUUGAAGGGAUCGGCGAGAAGAGCGCGGUGAGCGAGGCGGAGUGCGGAUCGGCACAAGGGAGUGAGUGAUGAGUCCGAGCAGGAGCAGUAGUACGGCAUUGUCACGUUUGGAGCAAGUGUGCGGAGGCAGAGUGCCGAAACGUGAGCGAGAGAGACAGAGCGGGUUAGAGUUCCACGAGCGAGCGUGCUGCCGCCGCCGCCGCGCCCUACAGGUAUGCUGGCACCAGCCACUGGUGCCGGCGGCGGCGUGCCUGCUGUACUAGUUGUGUGUUGGCCCUGUACCAAACACGCCGUACCCAAUACGAGGGGCUGCGCGGUCCGAAGCUAUGUUGGUACCGUAUCUUAACAACACGCCAGUUUUGAUCUCAAGAGAAGAGAUACUCAACCCUAAAUCACAUUUUUGCCUCGAGCCCAAGACAUUGCGUGUGUGCCUAAAUGCUGCUAUAACGCGGCCGUAUGUGCGUGUGUCUGCGCACUGGGUGCACCGAAGAGGUUGAGCGUGAGUUGUGUGUUGCGUGUGUGUGCAUAGUAGCACUCAAUGAAAUUGCAAGCGCCAGCGACGCGAGCUCGCGACAGCCCCCUGUGCACGGCUGUCACCUCGUCCUAAAUUCCUAAAGUAGCUGCGUCGCCGCUUGUUUGCUAUGCUACGGCGUUUGUGCUCCGUACGUACUUGACUGCCGCGUUUGUGUUGGGUUUGCUGCAGUGAUACGAGUGUGUGCAGCACGCUAGUAGCAUAUCUUCUCUUCGGGAGCGCGCAUUGCUCAUAUGCUGUGGCAGGUCCCGAGGACCUUACACGCAGGGGCGUUCGGAACAAACUUGCAUGAGCCAAAAGUGCAUUGCAAUCUCAGAAGUGGGAGCAACCUAAUACGGCACCUAAACAGACUCGUGAACGCACUGCCAUGGCCGUUUGUCUUGUGUGUGCUUCCUGUCCACGUUCCGUAUUUAUCUCCACUUUAGACCGGCUGCCAUCCAGACCGGUAAACUCCUAAACUAAGGUCUAUCAUGCAUGUGUGGGAGGCUCCGUGGUGAGAACGUGUACGGAGGCGUAUGUGUGUGUGUGUGUGUGCGUGUGUGGGGACAAAACAAAUUGCGUAUGUGGCGGGAAUAAAGGCUGUGCCUAUGUGUCCGUCUGUACGUGCUUGUGCGCAAAAGCAUCCGCAAGGCAUUGUGACAGACGAGGGUGCGCAGGUCCUGCGGGUCUCCGUGGGGCGUGUCGUGAGCGGUACGGAACAUGCACCGCCCCGCUGCAAAGGGGACCCCCGGAUAUGGGCCCUGACUUGCGAGACUUUAGUAGUAGUAUCGCUGAAUCAAGUGUAUUUCCUUUGGGAUUUCCUUGGGACUGUCUGUUUUGCCUGUGGGUAUAGUGACGCCUGAGGGGCGGGACGGCCACGCACGCUGCUUCGGCUGCAUGUGUAGCACAGAUGGCCUCCGGGGCUGCGGGUGCCUGCGACAGUCCAUUGAGCGUGUGCGCGUGUCCGGCCGGAGUGAAUGGCGAGCGAGUGGCAUGGAGUGAAAAAGUGCAUGGAGGAGUCCACAGUCAUGGCGCAGAGAUCCGUCGGUCGGCAUGGUAUCCAAGGAUGGCGGAAAGAAUGCGAGGCGCGCCGUGGUGUGGUGUCAACUGUGCACGUAACCGCGUGUCGGUUGCUGUGCGCGCGCGGUGUGUGCCGUUUCCGAGGAACAAAAUUGGUAUGGGGAAUAAGCGUGGGCAGCAGGGCACAGGCAAUAAGUUUGCGACGCUGCAAGAGCGGGGACAACGGUUUGGGUGUGCAGGCACGCAGAUGCCGUUGGUGUGUGCGCCGCCCAUAAGCAGGCGUGGCGCGAUGUCGACAUGCCUAUGCAGGCGAGCGAGCACUGCAAUGGUCUAGGUGGAGACGGAUGGAGGAAGGAUAAAUCCUGGGCGCGUGGACGGAACGUGUUUUAGCAGGCACUGCAAUGCACGGCGCAGUACAAAGCUAACAAAAGGGCGGUUUGCGCACGUACGUUCCGCUUUGCAUUCUUGACACACUGUAACGGGAUUGACACAUGCGCUCGUGUGCGUGCUGGUGCGAAGACGGGCAGUUCGAGGCCACAAGAGUUUGCACAUGCAUUUGCUUCGGUUGUGCCUUUGUGGCUGAUGGCGCGAUGCCGGAUGCCUGCCUUUCUUUUACUUUCCCUGCCCCCCCUAUACUGUCAGUACAGACUACCGACACGGGCGCCUCCGUACAGCAUGUUGCACUGUGCGAUGGCGGGUGCCCGCUAGUUAGGCUUGGUUUGGUUUAAUUUGUCU